CACACACACACACCAUCUCGCAGGGGGCUCUGACGACACACUCACACUCAGAAUGACACAGCUCUGAUCGGAGGGAGGUGAUCUCUGAAAUUGCUCAGUGAGCACCCCUAAUUUCCCUGAUUCACAACCUGCUGUUAAUCACACCCAAUGGAAUCCAAUCAGAAGGGAAGUGAGGACGGGCUGGCGGGGACGCAGAAAGAGGCCGCUCUUCGGGCGCUCACCCAACAGACCGGAUACCAGCUGAGACAGGAGAACGGUCAGCGGCGGUAUGGUGGCCCACCGCCUGACUGGGACGGACCACCGCCUGAGAGAGGUAGUGAGAUCUUUGUGGGGAAACUCCCGAGAGAUCUGUUUGAGGAUGAACUGGUUCCGUUGUGUGAAAAGUUUGGAAAGAUCUAUGAGGUGAGGAUGAUGAUGGACUUCAAUGGGAACAAUAGAGGUUAUGCCUUUGUCACCUUCACCAACAAACAGGAAGCCAGGACAGCCAUGAAGCAGCUUAACAACUAUGAGAUCAGGAACGGUCGCUUGCUCGGUGUCUGUGCCAGCGUGGACAACUGCCGUUUGUUUGUCGGGGGCAUUCCUAAAACCAAGAAGCACGACGAGAUCCUAGUGGAGAUGCGAAAAGUCACGGACGGCGUUGUGGAUGUCAUCGUGUACCCCAGCGCUGCAGACAAGUCCAAGAACCGAGGCUUCGCCUUUGUCGAGUACGAGAGCCACCGGGCAGCUGCCAUGGCCAGACGCAAACUCCUGCCAGGCCGGAUCCAGUUGUGGGGCCAUCCCAUCGCGGUGGACUGGGCGGAGCCUGAGGUGGAGGUUGAUGAGGAUACCAUGGCAACCGUAAAGAUUUUGUAUGUGAGGAACCUGAUGUUGCAGACCACUGAAGAAACCAUCGAGAGGGAAUUCAACAGCCUGAAACCAGGUGCAGUGGAGCGAGUGAAGAAGAUCAGAGACUACGCCUUCGUACAUUUCAGCCAGCGAGAGGACGCCAUCAAGGCCAUGAAUGCGCUCAACGGGAAGGUGGUGGACGGCUCUCCUAUUGAGGUGACUCUGGCCAAGCCAGUGGAUAAGGACAGCUAUGUCCGAUACACCAGAGGAACAGGAGGAAGAGGAGGCUCGGUUCUGCAGACCGACUACACGGCCUAUACUCUGGGACAGGUGUAUGAUCCCACCACGGCGUACCUUGGUGCUCCCGUGUUUUAUGCCCCGCAGGCCUACGCCGCCAUUCCCGGUCAGUUCCGUUUCCCAGCAACCAAAGCUCACGUGGGAGGAAGGGGUCUGAUCAGGACGCCGUCGGUCAGAGAAAUUUACAUGACUGUACCUGUAGGGGCGGCGGGGGUCCGAGGGCUGGGUGGGCGGGGCUACUUGGCCUACGCAGCCGGGGGCGGAGCCAUGGGGCGAGGGGGUGGAAGCAGCACCUCCUACGGGCUGAAGGGGGACAAGCAGGCCGAGGAAAAGCUGUACGACCUGCUGCCGGGGAUGGAGCUGACACCGAUGAACCCGGCUGCCAUGAGCCUCAAGGGCACCGGCAUCAAACCACCGACUCAGGUUCUGGAAGAGCUGUGUCAGAAGAACAACUGGGGUCAGCCCGUCUAUCAGCUCCACUCGGCCAUCAGUCCGGACCAGCGGCAGCUGUUUCUCUACAAGAUCACCAUCCCGGCUCUGGCCACACAGUACCCCAACGUGCAUCCCUUCACCCCUGCAAAACUGUGUGCGUCUGUGGAAGAAGCCAAGGUCCACGCGGCCGAACACACCCUGCAGACGCUCGGCCUGCAGACGGAGGGCGCUGCUGACGCAGGUUGUGCCACUGCAGCGGCCUCGGUAGCCUUCCCAGGCUACGCUCUGGCGAGCCCGGGGUCAUCGGGCGUGGUCUCCCAGCUGAAGCAGGCUGUUUCUCUGGGUCAGGACCUGACCGCCUACGCCACUUACGAGGGCUACCCCGCGUUCGCCGUGGCGGCUCGCCACACUGACGGAUACGGCGUUUUCUAAAGCUGCUGUUUCUGGGCGCUGAGUUAAACCGCGGAGCUGCAUUCGCGCCACACUGCUUCGCUCACCCGCAAAAAGGUCGAUUCAGUUUGGAAACACCUAAACACUGCGACCUGACAAGAAGUCAAAUCUGAUUGCGUCUUUCCUAAAACCAAAAAGUGGACUGGUGUGAAUGCGGCAUUCUGUUGUCAUCAGACAGGGAGAUUUAAACUUCUUUCAGUCUCAUCCCAGAUCGCCAGCUGCUGCUGAAAACCUGAUCAGACUCGUCAGUCGCUUCUAAGCAACUCUUCGCCUGUCGCCUGUUUCUGCUCCUCGUUUAAUCCGAAUUGUCCACUCAUCCACAGUUUGGUUUGUGAUGCUGAAAACUGCCUCUGAUUGGCUGAUUGGCGUUUUCUGGUCAGAUUUGUACAGUGUGGCUUAUCUCUAACCAAGACUUGUGUUUUCUGAGUGUCUUCUACUGGUGAUUGCAAUGGCUUUUGGGUUAGCUUUAGCUUUUUCUUCAGAUCUUAAAAUCUGAUCCAAUUCUAUACGUUUGAGGCAAAUAAUAUAAAUGGAAAAAGAAGAUGGUAAACUCUUCUUUUUUAACAUCUGUAAUUAGCGGUGCUUAUUCUUAUUUUUUAUGUCAGUAAAACUCACAGCGAAGUCCUGAUUUUAAAUUGAAGCCAUCUUUUUUUUCUGUUCAGCUUUUAGAAAAAGCUCUCAAACCAAGACAUUAGAGUUAGGAAGCUCCACCUGCUGUGCCAAUGAUGAUGAUCAUGAUGAUGACUGUAUCUCAUUGGAGGUGCUUUUCCCAUGCAGAAACUUUCCCAGAAAUUCUGAUUGAACUAAAAUUAGAAUUUGCAAAUUUUUUUAUUUUUAUUUUUUAAACAAGGUUUAUUUUGUUGCAUACCUUUGACCCCUCCACCCCCCCUUUUUUUGACUCCGUCCAACACAACCAAUCAGCACCCGCAGGAUGUAACAGAGAUUAACAAUUGUAUUUAUUUAAACAAAUCUACACAAAGUAAAUCUGCAAAGUUUGUUGGAGCUUUUUAAAAGCAGACCUUUCAUUUGUGUUGUCUUCUGUUCUGCAGGUUUGUUUCCUCCAAGCGUAAAAACGUCCGAGCCCCUAAUUCGGAUUAAAUUUGUCGUCUCAUUUCUGAUAUUGUUUUUCAGCGUUCGUAUUUUCAGACUGAGCGUUUUUUUUUUCUUGCGUUGGUCUGUUGCAUUAGUUAAAACUCACCUCCCUCUCUGGAACCUUUCAAAUCCAGGAGUUGGCCUUCAUUCACCUCCACAGCGUUUUAUGAUAGGCUAGAAGUUAAAAAAAAAUUGCUCCAGGGUAUCUUGUGGUUUUUUUGUUGUUGUUUUAUUUUCUUAUGAGUAAAAGCGGCUGCUGACAGGAGCAGUUUUAACUUUGACUUCUUCUACUGGACUGAAGGUUUUGUGGAGAUUUCAGAUCAGAUGACACGAGUUGGCGUCCGAGCUGUGAACAUGCCGAAGCAGAGACAGUAUUAAAAGUGUGUGAAGCACUUAGAACUUAUUUUUGUACGUGGAAUCAGAUGAACUAUCCAGACGUAUUUGUACAGAGGUAUUUUUAACUUGUCUUUGCUGCCGUAAUUGACUUGGGGAGAAAAACCAUGCGAUGCUGAAUCAGAACCCAAUCUGUGAUGAGAGAAGAAAAUUGUGGGCAUUCUAAUAUUCUCUUUUAUCAUUUCUAAUCUGAAUGGAUGAAAUAAAGAAUUAACAUAUA
This is a messenger RNA of Poeciliopsis prolifica (blackstripe livebearer), 3709 nucleotides long. Its product is annotated as APOBEC1 complementation factor-like. NCBI's taxonomy places the organism in Eukaryota, Metazoa, Chordata, Actinopteri, Cyprinodontiformes, Poeciliidae. The transcript is spliced from 13 exons. The record is from RefSeq and is a predicted model, not a curated record. Gene Ontology annotation, molecular function: mRNA binding; protein binding. Gene Ontology annotation, cellular component: nucleus. Bases 148 to 1986 code for a protein of 612 amino acids.